GCCAGGAAGUCCCAAGAUUCCAACGCGCGAAGCCAAGCCCGGGGGCCGGCGAGACAUCCCCAAGCAGCACGGACUGCGGUCUCCGGGACGCGCCCCUGGAGAUCCGAGGACUCGCCCCACGUAGCGUGAUCCUGCGCCCAGUUCUCCUCAACCCGCCUCGCCUACCACCGACACCUGUUACCUCAAAGAGGACUUCACGGCCCGGUCCCCACGCUCUCUGCUAGGCCCAAGAGCGCCGUCCGCAGCGCCGUCGAGGUGAUGGGCAGCCGACCCCGCAGCCCCAGCGCCUGCCCUGCGCCCUGGUGGGAACAGCAGCCAGGAGGCCCCGGCCCUGCCAAGCGCCGCCGACUGGAGGAGCCAGCGGCCCCCGAACCCCGCGUGGCGCCCAUCCUGGAAGACCCGGCGGGGACUUCAGCCGUGGACGCGCCCAUCUUCGUGGUGGUCCUGGCCGCGGGCUGUGCCCUGAAGGUGUCCCGGGACGAUGUCGACCUGGUGCUGGAGCCUGCGCCCACGUCGAUCAUACGAGUGUCUCUCGGUGGACACACCCUCUUCCUGAUCUCCGAGGUCUUCCUGAGCUCCGUCGACGAACGCUUAGUAGAGCAGGGCGACUUGUCUGCCUUCCUAGAAACGAACGUUUUCCUGGGCGCUCUCGGGGAGGACGUCGUCGUCGAGCAGGAAUUCUGCGCGUCUGUCCCAGAGGUCGCCGCCCAGGAGGAGGUCUACGAGGAGGACGCGGACCCCGAGUUACUGGAGCUCUGGAUGGACUCCCCAGCUGGCUCGGCCACUGGGCUUUACUCCUCCAUUAUAAGUAUGUUCAGCCCCUACACCAGUUCAGAGAGACGCUCUCCAUGCCCCAUCUUCGACCAGCAAUUCCACCUUCUGGAGCCUGUCCCCAGCUCACCUCUCCAACCUCUACCUCCUUCUCCGAGUCCAGGUCCCCACGCGCGCCCGGAGCUCCCAGAGCGCCCUCAGUGCAAGGCCCGGAGGCGCCUGUUCCAGGAAUGAACCCCCACUCCCACGUACACACAACAACUAUGGCCGCCCUGCUGGCGGCCCUCUGGGAUUGCCAUAAUCUCUCACAUUGAGUAUCCAACAAACUGGAAGUUGGGCACUGCAUGUGCGGACAAUGGCUUUUUCGCUGCACACUACGGAUAGUAGGAGAUGAAGACGUCAGGAAGUAAAGACAAAUUCUAGAUAUUGUCUUUAAAUAGAAAAUCUGCCCAAAGAUACCAGAAAAUGUGUCUUCAGAUUUCUGGGCUUCUUUACAAGGUCAUAAUCAGAUCCCUUCAUUCUCCCUCAUUUUGUAUCAGAUGUUUCUCUCAAACUCCAGUCUUUGUCCAGCAUCAUACUGCCACUCCCGUUUCUCCCAAAACCAAGAAAUCAUCACAUUUCUUACAUUGUUGGUUACCUUGUAUUUUUUCCCAUGAAUCUAGGCAGACUUAGCCAUGGCUUUUCUCAGUUUUUCCAACUGCUAUCCCAGAAAACUGCCAAAUAGUGUGCUUACUAUACAAGACUGUAAGCCGCUUCUUCCUAGGAACCCCUUAUCCUGCUGAAGUUCUCUUCCAGCCUUUACUUCUAAUUCUAAAUGAAAAUUUGUGUUGAAUUUUAUCAGAUGUUUUCAGCAUGCAUUGUGUUAUGUAUUUUUUUAAUUUGUUAAUCUGUUGAUUUCACCCAAUGGAAAGUGUUUGCAUUCCUGCUAUUCCACAUUAUUUUAUACCGUUUAAAAUCCACCCUAAGUUUUUUCUCAUGUAAACCAAACUUCUAACUUUUAAAAUGUUAAUGUAUUACUGUAUUUGCCUCAUAUUUUAUAUAGGAAAUAAAAUAUUACUGAUA
This is a messenger RNA of Cebus imitator (Panamanian white-faced capuchin), 1833 nucleotides long. Its product is annotated as proline-rich protein 23C-like. The transcript has a single exon. The record is from RefSeq and is a predicted model, not a curated record. Bases 259 to 1005 code for a protein of 248 amino acids. NCBI's taxonomy places the organism in Eukaryota, Metazoa, Chordata, Mammalia, Primates, Cebidae.